AUGGCCUGUGUGAAAAAAGUUAACGAAGCAAAAAAACACAGUGAUGAGCUGGAUAAGCAGCUGAAAAUAUGGCACAGAAAGUAUGAAAAAAUAGUGAAGUUAUUACUUCUUGGAACUGGAGAGUCUGGUAAAACAACAAUUUUAAAGCAGAUGAAAAUUCUUCACAUCUCGGGAUAUACUGUGAGUGAGCGACGUGAAAAAGUAGCGGAAAUUCUGCAGAAUGUUCACGAAUCAAUUUAUGACAUCGUGAGAAACAUGAGGCUCUUGAAUCCACCACUGGAUCUGGAAAAUUCGAACAACGAAAAGAGUUUAAAAUAUAUAGUACAACUUGGUCCUGAUGGCCCAUCUACUUUUUCUGAGGAAUACUUCCAACACGUUGAAGCUUUGUGGAAAGACCGCGGUGUCCAGAUGAGCUACCGCCGAUCAAACGAAUACCAGCUUAUCGACAGCGCAAAAUACUUUCUUGAUCAGCUGGAAACUCUGAAGCGGCCUGACUACGUCCCUAGCGACCAGGAUAUUCUUCGCAGCCGUAAAACGACUACGGAGAUCCAGAAAAUAGAAUUCUCCCUGAAAAUUCCGAAAAGGUAUGGUGGGGGAUCUCAGACAUUUUGGAUGUUUGACGUCGGCGGACAGCGAGGGGCAAGAAAAAAAUGGAUACAGGUUUUCGACGGUAUUCGAUCAGUACUGUUCCUUGUCGCAUGUAGUGACUUUGAUCAAACUUUGCGUGAGCAGACAUCUACUAAUCGGCUGAAGGAAGCUUUGAUUCUGUUCGAGAACAUGUGGUACAGCAGGUUUCUGCAAGAAUCAGGAAUUAUACUGUUUCUGAAUAAGCAAGAUGUGCUAAUGGAGAAGAUAAAGCAGGGGAAGAGCAUUAGACAAAAUUUCCCUGAAUAUGACAGCUAUAUAAUGAAUCCUAAAGAUGGCCGUUCUGAUGAUGAGUACCUUCGGACAAGAUCUUUUAUCAGAGACCUUUUCCUUGGAAUUACAACCAAAAAAACACCUGCACAUCAUGAAUAUGUUGUAUUCCAUAGAGUCUCAUUACCUGUAGAGGACGUUAUUAGGAAGAGAGGUUUCUACUACCAUUUUACAACAGCUACAGAUACUAACAACAUAAAAAUGGUGUUUGAAGAUGUCCAUUCAAUGAUAUUAGCUGAAAAUUUGAGUGUUGCUGGACUAGAGUAA
This is a messenger RNA of Schistocerca serialis cubense, 1182 nucleotides long. It is a transcript of the gene Galphaf, whose product is annotated as guanine nucleotide-binding protein G(f) subunit alpha. The transcript has 10 exons. Lineage: Eukaryota; Metazoa; Arthropoda; Insecta; Orthoptera; Acrididae. Gene Ontology annotation, cellular component: heterotrimeric G-protein complex. The coding region runs from base 1 to 1182 and encodes 393 amino acids. The record is from RefSeq and is a predicted model, not a curated record. Gene Ontology annotation, molecular function: GTP binding; G protein-coupled receptor binding; G-protein beta/gamma-subunit complex binding. Gene Ontology annotation, biological process: adenylate cyclase-modulating G protein-coupled receptor signaling pathway.